CCCAGUGGGCCUAGGACCAGCAUGACCCCAGACAGAGGCACAACAGUACGAUGUUGCUGAGGAAGGAAGGUAGCCUUUGUCCAGGAAGGCACCAGCCACGUUGGGGCGGGUCACGUGACCAAGAAGACAGCUAGAGGACAUUUUUCCCGACAAGGGCAUGGUGGCUUACAUAAACCACAGCCGACUCAAGGCCAAGGGCGUGGGCCAACACCACAAUGCCCACUGCUACAGGAACCAGAGUUUUGAGGAGCUGCGGGCCACCUGUCUGAGGAGGGGUGAGCUGUUCGAGGACCCCCUGUUCCCCGCGGAGCCCUGCUCGCUCGGCUUCAAGGACCUUGGCCCCAACUCCAAACAUGUGCAGGCCAUCAGCUGGCAGCGGCCCAAGGACAUCACGAGCAACCCUCAGUUCAUCGCUAACGGGAUCUCUCCGACUGACAUCUGCCAGGGGAUACUCGGGGACUGCUGGCUGCUGGCCGCCAUCGGCUCCCUCACCACAUGCCCCAAACUGCUGUACCGCGUGGUGCCCAGGGGGCAGAGCUUCAGGAAGAACUAUGCAGGCAUCUUCCACUUCCAGCUCUGGCAGUUCGGGCAGUGGAUGGACGUGGUGGUGGACGACCGGCUGCCCACCAAGAACAACAAGCUGGUGUUCGUGCACUCGGUCCAGAACUCGGAGUUCUGGAGCGCCCUGCUGGAGAAGGCCUACGCCAAGCUGAGCGGGUCCUACGAAGCGCUGGCGGGGGGCAGCACCAUGGAGGGCCUGGAGGACUUCACCGGGGGCGUGGCCCAGAGCUUCCAGCUGCAGAGGCCGCCGCCUGACCUGCUGAGGCUCCUGCGGAAGGCAGUGGAGCGCUCCUCCCUCAUGGGCUGCUCCAUCGAAGUCAACAGUGACAGUGACCUGGAGUCCGUGACCCACAGGAUGCUGGUGAGGGGACAUGCGUAUGCAGUGACCGGACUUCAGGACGUCCUCUUCAGAGGCAAGGCGGAAACGCUGAUUCGGGUGCAGAAUCCAUGGGGCCGGAUUGAGUGGAACGGAGCCUGGAGUGACAACGCCAGGGAAUGGGAAGAGGUCAGCCCGGACAUGCAGAUAGAGUUGCUGCACAAGAAGGAGGACGGGGAGUUCUGGAUGUCCUACCAGGAUUUCCUGAAGAACUUCACGCUCCUGGAGAUCUGCAACCUCACACCCGACACGCUGUCCGGGGAAUACAAGAGCUACUGGCACACCACCUUCUACGAGGGCAGCUGGCGCAGGGGCAGCACCGCGGGGGGCUGCAGGAAUAACCCCGACACAUUCUGGACCAACCCCCAGUUCAGGAUUUCUCUCCCUGAGGAGGACGACCCUGACGAGGACUCGGAGGACAACACAAUCGUCUGCACCUGCCUUGUGGCCCUGAUGCAGAAGAACUGGCGGCACGGGCGGCCGCAGGGCUCCCAGCUCCACACCAUUGGCUUCGUCAUCUUCUCGGUCCCGAAGGAGUUUCAGAACAUCCAGGAUGUCCACUUGAAGAAGGACUUUUUCACAAAGUAUCAGGACCAUGGCUUCUCUGAGAUCUUCACCAACUCCCGGGAGGUGAGCAGCCAGCUCCGGCUGCCGCCCGGGGACUACAUCAUCAUCCCUUCCACCUUCGAGCCGCACAGAGACGCCGACUUCUUGCUUCGGGUCUUCACGGAGAAGCACAGCGAGUCCUGGGAGCUGGAUGAAGUCAACUACUUGGAGCAGCUUCAGGAGGAGAAUGUCUCCGAGGAGGCGUUGGACCAGAACUUCAUCCGUCUGUUUGAGAUCGUGGCAGGAGAGGACAACGAGAUAGACAUGUAUGAGCUCCAAAGGCUGCUCAACAGGAUGGCCAUGAAACUCAGAAACUUCAAGAGCAAGGACUUUGGCUUGGACUCCUGCCGCUGCAUGGUCAACCUCAUGGAUAAAGAUGGCUCUGGCAAGCUGGGGCUUCUGGAGUUCCAGAUCCUGUGGAAAAAAAUCAAGAAAUGGACGGACAUCUUCCAAGAGUGUGACCAGGACAACUCAGGGACCCUGAACUCCUACGAGAUGCGCUUGGCAAUUGAGAAAGCAGGCAUCAAGCUGAACAACAAGGUGAUGCAGGUGGUGGUGGCGAGGUACGCGGAUGACAACAUGAUCGUGGACUUUAACAGCUUCAUCAGCUGUUUUCUGAAGCUGAAGGCCAUGUUCACCUUCUUCCUGACCAUGGAUCCCCAGAACACUGGCUGCAUUCACGUGAACCUGCAGCAGUGGCUGCAGGCGAUCAUGUGGGGAUAGAGGCGCAGCGAGGGUGCUGGGCAGAGCAGGGGGCCAGUCCUCGCAGCUCUCAGCUGAAGGGAAAGGCCGCAGAUGCCGAGUUUACCCUGUGCACAUCCUCCCAGUUUCCCCAGCCAGGCUUGGGGAGCAGCUGGAUCAACCUCACAGUCUCCCUCCCUCUCUGGAUAGAUUUUACUACAAAUGAAGUGAUGCUUCCCUGGUGCCCCCAUGACUAGGGAGGCCAAGAAUAGGGAAGGGGCUCCUAGCUCACUUCCUGCUUCCCAGCUGCCUCCUGACCCUCUCACACCUGCCUCCUGGUCCAGCCUCACCCCUGCCCACCCACAGACCUUCACACCUGCCUCCUGGCCCAGCCUCGCCUCCCGCCCACCCACGGACCCUCACACCUGCCUCCUGGCCCAGCCUCGCCCCCCGCCCACCCACGGACCCUCACACCUGCCUCCUGGACAUUAUCGUAAUAAACACAUGUGCUGGC
Oryctolagus cuniculus (rabbit) is the source of this 2738-nucleotide messenger RNA. The record is from RefSeq and is a predicted model, not a curated record. Lineage: Eukaryota; Metazoa; Chordata; Mammalia; Lagomorpha; Leporidae.